UUACUCAGAAAUCAGAAACCAUGGCUGAAUACAUCAUCUUCUUCCUCAUAUGGCUAAUCUCCACCAUCAUAAUCCGAACCCUAAUCAAGCAACGAUCUUCUACUUCUAGAAGCCUUCCCCCAACGCCACGUGGCUUACCGAUCAUCGGCCAUCUCCAUCUUCUAUCCCCAAUACCCCACCAAGCCCUAGCGAAGCUCUCGUCCAAACACGGGCCGUUAAUCCACAUCCGCCUCGGAUCUUACCCAUGCCUCAUCGUUUCAUCGCCGGAGAUCUCGAAAGAAAUCCUCAAAACACACGAGAGCUCCUGCUCCAAUCGCCCCCAAAACGCCGCCAUCGAUUACCUCACCUACGGCUCACAGGAUUUCACCUUCGCACCUUACGGCCCGUACUGGAAGUUCAUGAAGAAGCUCUGCAUGUCCCGCCUCCUCGGCGGGCCCACCCUCGACCUCCUCCGGCCCGUUCGGGCCCACGAGAUCAAUCGGCUCGUUCAGUUCGUGGCGAGCAAGGCGGGAAACGGCGAAUCGGUGGAUAUUGGAGGUGAGUUUGUGAGAACGACGAAUAAUGUGAUAUCGAGUAUGAUCAUGAGUCAACGGUGCUCCGGCGACGGAGAAGGUGGAGCUGAGGCGGUGAGGAAACUGGUUCAGGAUAUUGCGGAGCUCACGGGUAGGUUUAAUGUGUCGGAUUAUAUUUGGUUCUGUAAAAAUUUGGAUUUGCAGGGGUUUGGUAAGAGGAUGAAAGAUGUCCGCGACAUGUUCGAUGAAAUGACUGAGAGAAUUAUCGACGAGCAUCUCGUUCGAAGGAGGGAAUAUUCGCAGGAAUCUGUGAAGGAUCUUCUUCAUAUAUUACUUGAUAUAGCUGAAGAUUCAGCUUCUGAAUUUAAGCUAACAAGACAGAAUAUCAAGGCUUUUAUCCUGGACUUAUUUACUGCUGGAACAGAUACAUCAGCAAUCACACUACAAUGGGCACUCUCAGAGCUAAUAAAUCACCCUGAAAUAAUGCAAAAAGCGGCUCAAGAAAUCGACUCUCUCAUAGGAAACAACGAAAGACUCGUCCAAGAAUCGGAUAUUACUAAUUUGCCCUACCUUCAAGCCAUCGUAAAAGAAACACUAAGGCUCCACCCAACGGCCCCACUAAUCGGUAGACAGUCGAGCGAAGACUGCACUAUUGCAGGGUACUGUAUUCCGGCCGAGACUCGAUUAUUCGUGAACGUGUGGGCCAUAGGAAGAAACCCCGAUUAUUGGGAAAACGCGCUCGAGUUUAUUCCGGAGAGGUUUAUUUCGUCUGAGUUGGAUUUGAGAGGGCAGCAUUAUCAUUUCUUGCCGUUUGGGAGCGGUAGAAGAGGAUGUCCUGGAAUAUCAUUGGCUUUGCAGGUUGUUCAGACAACCUUAGCUGCGAUGAUUCAGUGCUUUGAGUGGAAAGCCGACGGAGUUAGUACUCGUGUGGAUAUGGAAGAAGGGAUCGGAAUGACAUUGCCGAGGGCUAAUCCUCUCGUUUGUUCUCCGGUUUUGAGGCUCAAUUCCAUUCCAUCUAAUAUUUUUUUUUAGUUCAAUUGCUCAAUAUAUAU
This is a messenger RNA of Erythranthe guttata (spotted monkey flower), 1564 nucleotides long. RefSeq names its product cytochrome P450 93A3. Gene Ontology annotation, molecular function: oxidoreductase activity, acting on paired donors, with incorporation or reduction of molecular oxygen; heme binding; monooxygenase activity. The record is from RefSeq and is a predicted model, not a curated record. Lineage: Eukaryota; Viridiplantae; Streptophyta; Magnoliopsida; Lamiales; Phrymaceae.